Messenger RNA from Pomacea canaliculata, 2311 nucleotides. Its product is annotated as protein yellow-like. The transcript is spliced from 5 exons. Lineage: Eukaryota; Metazoa; Mollusca; Gastropoda; Architaenioglossa; Ampullariidae. Bases 600 to 1874 code for a protein of 424 amino acids. The record is from RefSeq and is a predicted model, not a curated record.
AGAGUGGCCCACCAGGCCAAGAGUUGGGUUGAGCCAGUCUGGUGACAGAGGGCCGUACCGGAUACGGAUUUUGUGGUGGACUAGGAGUGUUGUACCCCAGGAGAGCCGCACCUCGGGACACGAGGGAAGAGAGCAAAAACAACAUUGCAGCCAGUGAGUCAUGCGCGAGAUAUAAACUUGUAGACGGAUGUUCCGCACAGAAUCUUGCGAAAACUGUGUUCACACACCAACUUUCCAGGAUUUGUUCCACGAAAAGAUCCCCCCUCCCCUAAUUAAGAUGCAGCAUAAACCCUCAUCCUUGACUUCCGCCUACCUGGAGCCAGGUGCGCUAGUUGUUCAGGUGUGUCAGCCACACACUUGGAGACUAGGAGAGCGCAGGGAAUAAAACCCUCGGAGGAAACCUAUUAGGUUCAUAUGUCCUCGCGGGAUCCUGUGGCAUCUCUGAAUUCUCUUUGCCUGUGAGACAAGUGGGCCACAAGCUCGAUAUUCAGUUGCGACAGCUUGGCUACAGCACUUCGGGGUGUAGCUUCGAAACAAAGAUUGCAUUUAAACCUGCUACACUACUACAGUAACAACAGAUUUUACAGUUGCAAAGAAAUAUGAACACCCUGCUGACAUUGUGGUUUCUGCUGUCGAGUGCUGUCUGUCUCCAUGGGCUGACUGUUGGUGACGUCACAGAAGUAUACCGAUGGGUGUCGGUAGACUACGACUGGCCCAACGCCACCACGAAGACAGACUACAUCACCAAUAAUUUAUUCAUUCUAGAAAAUAACAUUAUUGCUGGGAUCAAGGUGUACAGGGACGAAGUGUACGUGACAGUGCCAAGAUGGCGGCGAGGAAUCCCAUCAAGUCUGAACCGCGUGGUGACCCGAGGAGACAAGCACCUCCUCCAGCCCUACCCCUCCUGGGCCAUGCACCGACUGGGGGACUGCUCGGUCUUGCAGUAUGUACAAAGCAUGGAGAUCGACCCCAACACUGGCUACAUGUACAUUUUAGACAAUGGACGCAUAAAUAUUUUCGAGAACUCAUCGACCAACGUGUGCCCGCCCAAACUUCUCAUCUGGAACAUGCAGAAAAACGCAGAAGUUCACCGAUAUGUCUUCCCAGCAGAUGUCGCCGACCCCACCUCCUGCUUCCUGAAUGACAUCGUUCUGGACUACGUGGAUGGCCACGUGGCCUUCGCCUACAUCACCGAUGUCCUGGAGGCCAAACUGUAUGUCUAUGAUUACAACAAAGACGAGUCAUACGUCUUCAAGGACCCCUCCAUGCAACCGGAAUCCCCGGGAGGAUACGCUGUAGAUGGCAUAGCCAUGUCCCCGACCUUUGACUUCGUGUACUUCUGUCCAAUCACAGGCCGCGGUCUUUAUCAGAUUCCCACGUCAGUCUUGCGUGACAGGCAUGCGCAGUUCGGACAGCACGUGCGGCGCGUGGGCACCCUCGUGUCACGUGCUGAUGGCCUGGCGUACGGACAACAGAAUCUCUACUUCGGGCUGCUCGAUCUGGACGGACUUGCCCGCUGGGAGGUUGCUGGUGAUGCUAAAGAUGGCUGCUACGGCAGCGUCAACAUGGUGUCCCAGAAAGUGAUUGCCUCAAACAACAUCACCAUGCGCUGGGUGGAUACCCUGGCGUGGGAUGACCGCGGGUACUUGUGGUUUGUGGCCAAUGAUAUCAGUCGCUACCUUAGUAAGACCAUGAACUUUACAGGCAGUGAGCCCAACAUGUACAUCACCAAGGUGUUUGUCAACGAGUCGUCCUACCUGAGCACCGCGCUGUCUGCACCAGUCCGCCCACAAUGCACCUCGUCUGGAGCCAGGUCCUCGCUGGCUCAUCUCGCUACCUGGCUGCUCCUCUUCACCUCGCUCCUUCUCAUUUGAUCCUUUUAUAAUAUUCACAAAGAGUGAGCCUCUCUUGAAGAUUCUGUGUUCAGCGCUUUCUACAAUAUAAAAUAAACAUAAACAAUUCUUUAUCCUCAUCCACCCGAGACGGUCAGAAGCAAUUCUGUCCUGAUGGUAUUGACAGCAACUUGAAGCCAAAGACCGGCUGUUAGAGCUGAUGAUGUCGGCCAAGUCUGUAGUUCCACUCUUCAUUUUAUUUAUUCUUUCACCUUCUAAUUGUUUCUUCUAACUGACAUGACAUGACAUGACAUGACAGCACGCAAAGCCGCCACAGGCGCUUGCCGCAGUCGUUGAGUCUGUUUCCCAGUUCCAUUCAAUGUCAAAGUUUUAUUCUUGAAAUCGUUGUUUUCAACACUACAUUGUCUCUGUAUUUUCAAACAAGACAUUAAAAACAACAGAAUGCUAAUCAUAAUGUA